GAAGCCCAGCCUUUACCUCCACCUGGCCGGUUCAGCUUCUUGGAGGCUCCUCUGUAACCCUUUACUUUCCUGAAGGCAGCAGGAAACUCUGGACGAAGACUUGAUGGGGAGUGCAGAGAGGAACCAUGCAGAGGGACAGGGACCCUGGCUAGAAGGGAUAGGAUGCUUUCCUUAGCACUGGACCAGAGCCAGCACGGUGAAACGGGCUGGAGGCUGGCAGGAGGCACUUCCCAGGGUCAGAGUCUCAGUUCCUGGCAUGUAGCCCUGAUCCUGGGGCGUAUCUGCCAGCUUCUGCCUGUGCUGGUAUAGGUGACAAGCACUUGGCCACUCUGGCUGUGCUGGCUAGGCACAGUGCACCAGAGUGAGAGGGGCCCUUUUAGGGGCCUCAAGCCAGAGGGAAGAAGGCAACUCCAAAUCAUGUCCAUCUGGCUUUGCAUGGCCAUACCUCCCAGGUGACAUGGGCACUGACCUGGCCAGCCUUGUGUCCAUCCCAAGGGCCUGUCCUUCCUCUAGCACCUGUGGCUGGAGGGUUAGUAUCCUUGGAAGGGUUGGGGGAGGGUUGGUGGUGGCUGCCGGGUAAAUUUAGAGCUGCGCUGCUGCCUGGAGUUCACCUGCCACCACUGCUGCUCCUGGGCCCCUGCUGGUGGGGAGCAGGCAGCUGCCCAGGCCAGGCCUAUAUUAAUCCGUGCUCUGGUCUGAGGGCCGGAGCCAGGCCGGUGAGCCGGGAGGUCACUGUGGCAUCAGAGCCAGAUCAGAGGUGAGUGUCCCCACAGGGCCUCAUGUGUUUCUUCCAGCCUGCGGGGACAGAGGGAUCAUGGCUCACCUCAGGCCUUCCUAGUGGCCUGCCCUCCUUAGAAGUCAGGCUCCCCAGCCCUCAACCUGAGCCAUAGAUGGGUCUGUGGCCUUAGAUGACCAGUGUUGAGCAUGGCCUAUAAGCUUCCAGCAAGGCCAGUGGGAGUGGGGCUCUGUGAGCCUAUCAGAGCUCACUUCCUGCUCCCUGUACCAAUCAGGAGCAAGAAGGAAGAGGACUUAGUUACCCUUGGGCUGGGAUGUGGCCCUGAGGGCAGCCUCAGGCUGGUGUGUAUUGAAAGGGCAUGAGGGCAGUCCAGGGUGAGGUGUCCAGGACUAAGUGUCCUGUCUCCAGUCAUUGCCCCUCCCCCACCCUUGCAGUGCUCAUCAGGGACCAAGGUCCAACCCCAGCACUCUGGCAGUGUCCAUGGAACCCAGAGACUGAACACCUCCUCCUGCAGUGCUCCCCAGAAUUCCUGAGACCUGGCCCAGUUACCCAGGAGACCAGUCCACUUGCCUAACAGACUUCCCCGUUCCCGGCCCCGAUUCCCGUCUGGACACUUCACUUUCUGAGCCAACAUCCUGCCUGGCUUGAACACUCAUGGCCUCAAGAGUGAAUGAUCAAAGCCGGGCUUCAAGCAAUGGACUGAAGGGGAAGGUGCUAACCCUGGAUACCAUGAACCCAUGUGUUCGGAGGGUGGAGUAUGCGGUUCGGGGACCCAUAGUGCAGCGUGCCUUGGAGCUGGAGCAGGAGCUGCGUCAGGGUGUGAAGAAGCCCUUUACAGAAGUCAUCCGUGCCAAUAUUGGGGAUGCACAGGCCAUGGGGCAGAGACCCAUUACCUUCUUCCGCCAGGUCCUGGCCCUCUGUGUCUACCCCCGUCUCCUGAACAGCCCUGACUUCCCAGAAGAUGUCAAGAGAAGGGCAGAACGCAUUUUGCAGGCGUGCGGGGGCCAGAGCCUGGGCGCCUAUACCAUUAGUUCUGGCAUCCAGCUGAUCAGGGAAGACGUGGCACAGUACAUUGAGAGGCGAGAUGGAGGCAUCCCCGCAGACCCGAACAACGUAUUUCUGUCCACCGGGGCCAGCGAUGCCAUUGUGACAAUGCUCAAGCUGCUGGUGGCUGGCGAAGGCCGUGCGCGCACGGGUGUCCUCAUUCCCAUUCCUCAGUACCCACUGUACUCGGCCGCGCUGGCUGAGCUGGACGCGGUGCAGGUGGACUACUACCUGGACGAAGAGCGGGCCUGGGCUCUAGAUAUCGCAGAGCUGCAGCGCGCUUUGCGCCAGGCACGUGACCGUUGCUGCCCCCGCGUACUGUGCGUCAUCAACCCUGGCAACCCCACCGGGCAGGUGCAGACCCGUGAGUGCAUCGAGGCCGUGAUCCGCUUCGCUUUCGAAGAGGGACUUUUUCUGAUGGCUGAUGAGGUGUACCAGGACAACGUGUAUGCCGAGGGCUCUCAGUUCCAUUCCUUCAAGAAGGUGCUCAUGGAGAUGGGGCCACCGUAUGCGUCGCAGCAGGAGCUUGCGUCUUUCCACUCAGUCUCCAAGGGCUACAUGGGCGAAUGCGGCUUCCGUGGUGGCUAUGUGGAGGUGGUAAACAUGGACGCCGAGGUGCAGAAACAGAUGGGGAAACUGAUGAGUGUGCGGCUGUGCCCUCCGGUGCCGGGCCAGGCCCUCCUGGACUUGGUGGUCAGCCCGCCAUCUCCCUCUGAGCCAUCCUUCAGGCAAUUUCAAGCAGAGAGGCAGGAGGUGCUGGCUGAGCUGGCAGCCAAGGCUAAACUCACGGAGCAGAUCUUCAACGAGGCUCCCGGGAUCCGCUGCAACCCAGUGCAGGGCGCCAUGUAUUCGUUCCCUCGGGUGCAGCUGCCCCCGAGAGCCGUGCAGCGUGCUCAGGAACUGGGCCUGGCCCCUGACAUGUUCUUCUGCCUGUGCCUCCUGGAGGAGACUGGCAUCUGCGUGGUACCCGGAAGUGGCUUUGGGCAGCAGGAGGGCACUUAUCACUUCCGGAUGACUAUUCUGCCCCCCAUGGAGAAGCUGAGGCUGCUGCUGGAAAAACUGAGGCAUUUCCAUGCCAAGUUCACCAAUGAGUACUCCUGAAGUCACAGUCAGGACCGCAGUGGGCGGCCUCUACCCGAGCGAGCUCUAUGAGUGUUUGCUGCUUUUGCCUAGGUCUGGGUACCUGUUCCUGCAGGUCCCUAAUAAAGCUGGGUGUCCGCUGA
Mesocricetus auratus (golden hamster) is the source of this 3003-nucleotide messenger RNA. RefSeq names its product glutamic--pyruvic transaminase (gene Gpt). Gene Ontology annotation, molecular function: pyridoxal phosphate binding; L-alanine:2-oxoglutarate transaminase activity. Gene Ontology annotation, biological process: biosynthetic process. The transcript is spliced from 12 exons. NCBI's taxonomy places the organism in Eukaryota, Metazoa, Chordata, Mammalia, Rodentia, Cricetidae. The coding region runs from base 1391 to 2881 and encodes 496 amino acids. The record is from RefSeq and is a predicted model, not a curated record.